AUGGAGAGAGAUCGAAAGGUUGUGUCGUUCUUUCUUCUCAUGAUCAUAACAAUUGUAUCUGUGGGUUUAUUCAAUAGUGUUGAAGUUGAAGGAGGAAGAGAUAUUCCAGUGACUGGCAAAACUGAUAGUAAAGGUGCUGACACUAUCAAAGAUGCUUACCAACGUCAGGGCCUUUUUCAUUUUGGCGGUGGCUUCCAUGGUUUUGAUCCGGGUUACAAACAUGGUGGGUUCUUCCCUGGUUUUGGACAUGGUGGGUCAUUCCCUCUACCAGGUGAGUCGGGUUUCAGCCAUGGUUUUUCUGGUUUUCCUGGGCAGGGAGGCAGCUUUGGUGGUGGCAGUGAUCAAGGUGGUGAGCCAGGUGAAGGCACUGGCAUAGGUGGCGGCGGUUUUGGCAACGGUCAAGGUGUAGGUGGUGGCAGUGGUAAUGGUUUUGGUGGCGUUCAAGGCAUCGGUGUAGGUGGUGGUGGCAGUGGUUUUGGUGGCGGUCAAGGCGUAGGUGUAGGUGGUGGUGGCAGUGGUUUCGGGAGCAGUCAAGGUGGUGAUGAAGACAUUGGUGUAGGUGGUGGUAGUGGCCAAAAUGGUGGUGAAGGUGUUAGCGUAGGUGGUUUUGGCAGCGGUCAAGGUGGUGGAAGCUGCAGCUGUGCCAGCAGCAGCGGCUUUGGUGGUAGACAAAGUGGUGGCGGCUUUGGUGGGUUCCAAUCAGCAUUUAGGAAAAUCCCAGUUCCAUACAAGACUACUGCUACUACUCAAGCUACUGGGGAGGACGGAAAAGCAACAGAGAUUAACUUGGAAAAAAAUCCCUGA
Molecule: messenger RNA, 804 nt
Organism: Papaver somniferum (opium poppy)
Lineage: Eukaryota; Viridiplantae; Streptophyta; Magnoliopsida; Ranunculales; Papaveraceae
Product: glycine-rich cell wall structural protein 2-like
Exons: 1
Coding region: 1-804 (267 amino acids)
Source: RefSeq, a predicted model, not a curated record